AUGUCUACGUUUGGUGGGCCCGGCGGCCGACAGAUCGUCUCCAAACCUAGCCCGCCAGAACGAGGCUCCUUCCCUCUGGACCACGAUGCCGAAUGUCAACCGAUCAUGAAGCAGUACCUCCGCUGCAUCCGAAGCUUUCGUGGAGUCAACGACGACGAGUGCAGGCAUCUAAGCAAGUCGUACUUGCAAUGUCGAAUGGACAGAAAUCUCAUGGCGCCGGACUCGAUGAAGAAUCUCGGCUUCCAGGACUUGUCCAAAUCCGCGGCGACCACGGCCGAGAAGCCCGCGACAUCGACGGACGAACCGAAGGCGUCGACCAAGAAGUGA
This is a messenger RNA of Recurvomyces mirabilis, 327 nucleotides long. RefSeq names its product Cytochrome c oxidase assembly protein cox19 (gene COX19). Gene Ontology annotation, biological process: mitochondrial respiratory chain complex IV assembly. The coding region runs from base 1 to 327 and encodes 108 amino acids. The transcript is spliced from 2 exons. The record is from RefSeq and is a predicted model, not a curated record. Lineage: Eukaryota; Fungi; Ascomycota; Dothideomycetes; Mycosphaerellales; Teratosphaeriaceae. Gene Ontology annotation, cellular component: mitochondrial intermembrane space.